AUGUCUAGAGAACAGUACAAUGGGCCACACAAUGCACCAUUUGCACAACGCCUUGAUCUCGGAUGGGUCAUCGUUGGAGAAGUAUGUCUAGACGGACUGCACAAACCAGCAAAGGUAAAUGUCUACAGAACACAUCUGUUGCAGAAUGGUCGUACAUCUUGUCUUUGCCCAUGUACCAACAGUCUACACAUUAAAGAGAGAUUAGAUAACCCAAAACAUCAUCGAAGUAUCCAGAGGUACAUGGAAGACUUAGCCUCAACUGGAAAUGCAGAUGAACUGGGUUGUAAGGUGUUUGAAAGAACACGAGACGACGACAAGCCAGCACCCUCGGUGGAAGAUACCCUCUUCCUCGAGAUCAUGGACAGAGAAGUCUACAGAGACAAGUCAGGCAGCUGGGUAGCCCCUCUACCCUUCCGGUCACCACGCCAUCGCCUUCCUGACAACAGGGUACAAGCAGAGAAACGCUUCAGUUUGUUGCAGCGCACUCUACAAAGAAAGCCAAAUAUGAAGAAACACUUCCAAGCCUUCAUGCAAAAGAUUUUUGACAACAAGCAGGCAGAAAGGGCACCACCACUACAAGAAAACCAAGAACACUGGUACUUACCAAUAUUUGGGGUGUAUCAUCCUCAGAAACCAGGUCAGAUACGUGUAGUAUUUGACUCUAGUGCGAAGCACGAAGGCAUCUCAUUAAAUGACGUCCUUCUCAGCGGACCUGACCUGAACAACACACUCCUUGGAGUACUCAUCAGGUUCAGAAAAGAACUCGUAGCAGUAACAGCAGAUGUACAACAGAUGUUCUACUGUUUCUUCGUUCGAGAAGAUCACAGAGACUACUUAAGGUUCCUGUGGUAUGCAGACAAUGACUUUAACAAAGACAUCACAGAGUACAGGAUGAAGGUACAUGUGUUUGGAAACAGCCCUUCCCCAGCUGUAGCUAUCUACAAUCUGAAACGAGCAGCACAGCAAGGUGAAAGACAUGGUCAAGAAGCCAAACAGUUCGUCAUGAAGAACUUCUACGUGGACGAUGGACUUGCUUCUUUCUCCAGCAACGAAGAAGCUAUUAACGUCCUGAAAAGUACAAAAGAAAUGUUGGCAGAAUCCAACAUAAGAUUAAACAAGGUAGCUUCCAACAGCUACAGAGUCAUGGAAGCAUUUCCAAUGGAAGACCGUGCUAAAGACCUCAAAGACUUAGAUCUAGGAACAGAAUCACCACCCUUGCAAAGAAGUCUUGGGCUUAGUUGGGACCUAAAGACUGACAGUUUCACCUUCAGGGUCUCCAGAGAAGAGAAACCAUUCACAAAAAGAGGCGUCCUAUCUACAGUCAACAGUCUUUAUGACCCCCUGGGAUUCGUAGCACCCAUCAUCAUGCAAGGCAAAGCUCUUUUGAGACAGAUCACUACUGAGCAAGAACAAAUUGACUGGGACGUACUUCUUCCUGAAGAGAAGCAAAUGCAGUGGAAGUUGUGGAAAGACUCAUUGUUAGAGCUUGAACAACUCAACAUUCCAAGACCGUACGUAUUUGUUUCCUUGUCUGCUACAAAGAGGAGAGAAUUAUGCGUAUUCUCUGACGCUUCCACUAUGGCUAUUGCAGCUGUAACUUACCUUAGGGUAAUAGACACUGAGGGACAAAGCCAUGUUGGGUUCAUCAUGGGAAAAUCUAAACUAGCUCCCAGACCUGCUCACACUGUCCCACGUCUAGAACUUUGUGCUGCUGUUUUAGCGGUAGAGAUGGCAGACAUGAUUACGACUGAACUGGACAUUGAGAUCCAUGCAGUGAACUUUUAUACAGACAGCAAGAUUGUGUUAGGAUAUAUUCACAACGCUUCAAAAAGAUUUUACACAUACGUGACCAACAGAGUGACACGUAUCAGAAAGUCUACAAGUCCAGAUCAGUGGCAUCACAUCAGCACAGACAAGAACCCAGCUGAUCAUGGGACAAGAUUGGUGUCAGCCGCUGUACUCAAGCAAACUAACUGGUUCGUAGGUCCAUCGUUUCUUGGUAAGCCAGAAACCAAAGAGACUACUCAGGUAGAGACCUUUCAGCUCAUAGAACCAGAUCAAGACAAAGAGGUAAGACCUCAAGUUGCAGUUUGUAAGACUUUAGUUACCAGAGACAGUCUGGGCGCCCAUAGAUUUGAAAGGUUUUCCAGUUGGAAGUCUUUGACCCGUGCAAUCGGAAAACUUAUCUGUCUAGCUAGAUACUCCUGCAGAGCUACUAAUACUGAUCAGCGUAGCAGCGACCAUCUUGAACAAGCUAAGGUCGCGAUCAUCAAAUGCAUCCAGCAGGAAGUCUUUAAAGAAGAAAUUCAAAGCCUUCUGAAAAAGGAAGAGAUUUCUCGACUCAGUUCGCUCAAGAAGUUGAACCCUAUCCUCGACGAAAACGGAGUACUAAGAAUUGGAGGUCGUUUGUCGGCAGCGGAUAUGACUAUCCAAGAGAGACAUCCCUUCAUCAUACCUAAGAAUCAUCACAUCGCUCUUCUUCUGGUAAGACACUAUCAUGAGCAAGUUGCACAUCAAGGACGACACUUCACUGAAGGAGCAGUACGGUCAGCAGGAUUGUGGAUCAUAGGAGGUAAGAGACUAGUCUCCAGCGUGAUCAGCAAAUGCGUUACCUGUAAGAAGAUUAGAGGGAAACUUGAGGUUCAGAAGAUGUCAAACUUACCUGCAGACAGACUUGCUUCAGAUCCUCCGUUCACUCACGUAGGUCUAGACGUUUUUGGACCAUGGAACAUCUCUUCUCGCAAGACCAGAGGAGGCAGUGCCGAAAGUAAACGUUGGGCUGUUCUGUUCUCUUGUCUGAGUACUAGAGCAGUUCAUAUUGAAGUGAUUGAAUCUUUAUCCACUUCAAGUUUCAUCAAUGCCUUGAGAAGAUUCUUCUCUAUCAGAGGACCAGUGAAAUUGAUUCGUUCAGACCGUGGCACAAACUUUAUUGGGGCCUGCAAGGAGUUGAAGAUCAUCUCUACAGACUCUGAAACAGGUUCCUAUCUUCAAGAUCAAGGAUGCACUUGGACUUUUAAUCCUCCACACGCAUCGCAUAUGGGAGGAGCCUGGGAGAGGAUGAUUGGAGUAGCUCGUCGUAUUCUGGAUGCCAUGCUCCUGAAGGUUGGGUCUACUCGCCUCACUCAUGAAGCUUUGACUACACUAAUGGCUGAAGUCGUGGCCAUUAUGAACGCCAGACCUUUGGUUCCAGUGUCUACAGAUCCGGAGAUGCCGUCAGUCUUGACACCCGCAAUGCUGCUGACCCAGAAGAUGGAACCAGUGACAGCUCCCUCAGGAGACUUUGACCUCAAGGACUUGUACACCAAGCAAUGGAGACAAGUUCAAAGUCUUGCGGACAUUUUCUGGAAGAGGUGGAGACAGGAAUACCUGGUGACACUCCAGCCACGCAAGAAAUGGCAAGAUGACAAACCCAACUUACAAGUUGGAGACAUUGUCUUAUUAAAAGACACUCAGGCCCACAGGAACGAAUGGCCUAUUGGACUCAUUGUGGGGACUGAUCCUAGUAGUGAUGCUAGAGUUAGAAAGGUUGAAGUUAGAAUUGUUAGACAGGGCAUUCCCAAGGUGUAUGCUAGGCCAAUUUCCGAAGUAGUUUUACUUCUGUCCAAAGGUUAG
This is a messenger RNA of Rana temporaria (common frog), 3612 nucleotides long. RefSeq lists its product as uncharacterized. Lineage: Eukaryota; Metazoa; Chordata; Amphibia; Anura; Ranidae. The record is from RefSeq and is a predicted model, not a curated record. Gene Ontology annotation, biological process: DNA integration. The coding region runs from base 1 to 3612 and encodes 1203 amino acids. Gene Ontology annotation, molecular function: nucleic acid binding. The transcript has a single exon.